This is a messenger RNA of Symbiodinium sp. CCMP2456, 234 nucleotides long. Lineage: Eukaryota; Dinophyceae; Suessiales; Symbiodiniaceae. The record is from the annotation of a GenBank genome assembly.
AUGAGGAGCGCUGUGUCGUCAACGUGCAGCCCUUGGACUUUGAACGCCAUGGUGGCCUCAUGCACGUUGGGGAAAACAUGUGGACUGGGGGCGAUCAGCUGGCCACACCCGAGACUCGGAGCGGCCUGGCCCAUGUACAUCAACCGCUCACGAUGGUCAUCGAACAGCAGGACGAAGAGACUUGGUGGGUACUGCUCUCAGCUGCUCACCACCUCAAGCCGACGCCAUGGAUGA